Messenger RNA from Letharia columbiana, 1011 nucleotides. RefSeq lists its product as uncharacterized. The record is from RefSeq and is a predicted model, not a curated record. NCBI's taxonomy places the organism in Eukaryota, Fungi, Ascomycota, Lecanoromycetes, Lecanorales, Parmeliaceae. Bases 1 to 1011 code for a protein of 336 amino acids. The transcript is spliced from 3 exons.
AUGGAGAAAUACUCGCAGUUCAGAGAUCGAGGCUCGGGGAUUGCACCAUUCUUCCCCAUACCUACACAAUCCUCCGGGAUCUAUCUGCCCUUCCACCUCUUCUUACUCCUCAUCCGGCUGCCAAUACUUCUCACGGCUACCUUGAGUUACUUCUUCGUGCUACAAUGGCUGCCGAUUGGAUCUUUGGGGAAGAAAGCGUCGCUGUGGCUCAUACUUGGUGCACCGGGAGUCUGGUGGAUCGAUCUUCAAAUUGACGGUGUCAAGAAGGGCUCUCUCGCCAAACACCACGAGGCACGACUGCCGCAACCAGGCUCCAUUAUUGCCUGUUCCUAUACCUCCCCGCUUGACUCUCUGUACCUCGCCGCCAUCUUCGAUCCUGUCUUUACGGCCUCAUACCCAUCAACCCGUCUUGUGCAUCGCAUUUCAUUGUUCCAUGCUAUGUUUCGCGCCUUCCAAUAUCCAGGACUUGAACCGCCGAAGAAUGAAAAACUUACAGAUUUGCAGACCCUCAUAAAGCAGUACCCAGGCCAGGCUAUUGUGGUCUACCCUGAGUGCACGACGACCAAUGGGCGAGGCAUCCUUCCAUUCAGCCCAUCACUUCUCACGGCACCUCCUGAAGCCAAGAUCUUCCCAAUAAGCCUUCGAUACACUGCAGGAGACAUCACGACGCCUGUCCCGGGCUCAUACGUCUCGUUUGUUUGGAACCUCUUGAGUAAACCAACUCAUUGCAUACGCGUGAGGAUUGCUGAAAGUGCCCACAACACUUCCCAGUCGCCAGCGACUAGAAACUCGACCAGUCAAACCGAAAGAGAGAUGCUGUAUGACGACAGAGCGAGCAGUUCGGAUACAUUGCUCAACUCGGAAGACGCCGAGAGUAUGAACGCAGCGGAAAAGCGAGUUUUGGACAAGGUCGCUGAGGCAUUGGCGAGAUUGGGGAGGGUGAAACGAGUAGGCCUUGGCCUCAAGGAUAAGGAUGAAUUCGUCAAGGUUUGGACCAAGCAGCGGCGGUGA